Rhincodon typus (whale shark) is the source of this 1837-nucleotide messenger RNA. Its product is annotated as V-set and transmembrane domain-containing protein 2-like protein. The record is from RefSeq and is a predicted model, not a curated record. NCBI's taxonomy places the organism in Eukaryota, Metazoa, Chordata, Chondrichthyes, Orectolobiformes, Rhincodontidae. The coding region runs from base 93 to 761 and encodes 222 amino acids. The transcript has 4 exons.
CUGACUGAGCGGAGAUUUCCUCAGGAUCCGAGCGAGACCGGACUUCCAACACACAACCCGACUGAUGUGAGAAACACAGCGGUGCAGACAAGAUGGGGAUAUUUGGAGUGACAGUGGGAGCUUUGCAUUACCUGGGGCUCUAUGUGCAACUCUGUGCGUGUUCACAAGCUCUAUUUACGGAGGUCCCUCAUGAUGUUUCAGCCAGAGCUGGGCAAGAUGUGGAGAUGGCCUGUGCUUUUCGGGGCAGUGGUUCACCAUCCUACUCACUGGAGAUUCAGUGGUGGUAUAUCCGAAACUCCAAGGACUGGACUGACAAACAAGCAUGGAGCUCUCACCAGAUGAAGACUUCUACUCAUGAGGAGUCUAGGAAAGAUGCAACAAAAAUCAGCGCUGUGAAGGUAGUUGGAAGCAAUAUCUCUCACAAACUGCGAUUGUCCACCAUAAAAACCUCAGAUGAAGGCACUUAUGAAUGCAGAGUGACUGAUUACAGUGAGGGCAAACCCAGACAUCACAAAGUGAAAGCUUAUCUGAGGGUCAAGCCUGAGCAGGAUCAUGAGAUGCUGGUACAUGAAGCUGCUGCACACAUGCAGGACACCAAGGUGCCGGGAAGUGAUAUGAAGGCUCACACGAAUCACAUUGCUAAAUCCUCGUCUUUUUCCAACAGCCCUAAAUCUGUCCAAAUCAUGAAUGAACAAGCCCUGGAUACUGACUGUGAACAGAAUGAUCUGUCUCUUGAUGCUGAUCGUAUCCACUGUGUUUAAUAGAAUGAGCUGUCGUGGAGAGUCAAGUGUUUGUAAAUUGUAUAGAAGGAGUGCAUGACCAGCUUCUUUGUGGGAGUAUUUUGGCAAAAGAAUAUCUCCAAAACUAUUAUUUAAAGGGGGUAACCAGCUUUUUAACCAUUUUUUGUUAUUUGUUAUACUUCGUGUUUGUUGGAAGUGAAACAUUAAUUUCAUUACAUUUUCAUUCAUGUUCAGUAGUCUACCAACAGUAUCUCUUAUUUACUUAAUAAUCCAAUAGAAGCAAGCUCACAUCUGUCUUUUUUCAGAAAGAUACAAUGACAGCUUUACAUCGAACAGAAUAAUGACAUAGACGACUUUAAUCUUUAAAUAUAAUAAACAAUCAUCCAAUUUUUCAACAUUAGUGGAAAGAUGUUUCAUCCUCACUUUAUUUUCAAUUAACAGUUGAACGCUUAUCUCAACCUAGGUUUCCAAACUCAAUCCAGUUUUUAACAAUUCCAAAACUUUUAUAAUUGAUGAUUAUAGCCCCAUAUUACCUGAUAAAUCUCAACCUUAUAUUUAGCUAAACAUUCUAAUCCCAUUAGAACGACUCCAAUAUUGUGAUUUAAAUUUAAUUAUAUUAUAGGUCCUAAGACUCAUUUUAUCAAAUAAUACCACCGCUUCUUAAACCUCAACUUCAUUCUCGUAAAAUCUCUUAAUUCCAUCUCAUGCAACCGUCACAACCCGAAUUCCCCUGAGUUUCUAUUCUGCCUUUUCUUCAUAUCCACCAUCAAUUAUAAUAAUCCAAACUUGUUACCACAUUUUCCAAUCUCAUCUAAAGACCCCAACACCAUUUGCUUAACAUCCUCAACUUGCUCCCACCUAACAAUCCCAAUCCCAUUUUUAUCUAACAGUUCUAUUAAUGUACAUUUAAUGAUCCAAUUGCCCAUAGUUCUGUGACAUCUCAGGUGAAUUCUACAAUCAUGCAUUAUCUCAUAUAACAACCUCAACCACAUACUAUGAAAAGUUCCAAUCUCCUUUUACCUAAGUAUAGGUGGCACAGUGGUUAGCAUUGCUGCCUGUCAGUGCCAGGAAUGUGAGUUUGAUUCCAGUCUUGGGCG